UUCUGUCUUUGGAAAAAAGGUCCUAAAAAAAAUGGCAGAAAGCCAAGAGAAAAAGAAGUCAAGCUCAACUUCACUUUCAGUUUCAGAACAAGGAAAUGAUAUUAAUGAAGAAGAAGAAGGUGAAAUACAGCGAUCAGCAAAACGAAAUCGUGAGCAAGGAGAAGAAGCACGAGAACUGGGUGAGGGCGAUUCUCAUCAGUCUCCGAAGAGAAGCAGAAUAAAUGGGUCUUCUUCAACUUCUUCAAUUUCUUGUUCUUCGUUUCAUGAGUCUGUAGUAUUUAGAAUAGUAGUUCCAUGUUGGCAAAUUGGAAGAGUAAUUGGUAAACAAGGUAGUAGAAUAAGUCAAAUCAGACAGCAUACCAAGGCUAAUAUCAAAAUUGCUGAUUCUAUCUCUAGAAAUGAAGAUCGUGCUAUAAUAAUAAGUUCAACAAAUGAAGAUAAUGUAAUAUCUGAAGCGGAGAAAGCUCUUUAUCAUAUUGCCAGUGUCAUUCUCAUGGAAACUGAUGAAUAUAGUGAGCCCCCUGGAAUUGGUGAAGCGCACUUGGUUGCCAAGACGAUCCGGCUUUUAAUUGCAGGGUCUCAAGCAGGUUGUCUAAUUGGGAAGUCAGGUCAGAAUAUUGCUAAAAUACGAAAUCUCUCUGGGGCCACCAUCACGAUUAUGGCUCAGAAUCAGUUGCCUCUAUGUGCAUCUGCUCAUGAAUCUGAUCGGGUGGUACAGAUAUCAGGUGAAGUCCCUGAAGUAUUGAAAUCCUUGGAGUUAAUUGGCUGUGAACUAAGGGAAAACCCAGCGAAAAAAGUAAUAUCUAUCAGGCCAGUAAGUAAUUCUAAAUCAAAUGCAUUGAUUCAGUCGCCGGGUAUUCAUUUAGUACCAAACUAUUCAAUAUCACCAGUAGUUGUGGCUCCGGCUGCACCUCCAGCUCAUGCUCCAGGAUCAGACAUGAUGAUGGAGAUGACAAUUUUGGAGGCAUUGGCUGGUGGCUUUAUAGGCAAGGGUGGGUCCAACAUUUCCAGAAUAAGAAAUGUGUCUGGAGCUACAAUAAAGAUUAGCGGACCUACGCGUGAUAAAGACCAUAGGGUAAUUCACCUCAGUGGUAGUAGUCAAGCGGUAGACUUGGCAAGGAAGCUUGUGGACGAAUACUUAGCUUCACAAACACUUUAGAGUUUAGGACUGAGUACAGUUUCUCUCAAUUGUUGUUCUGCCUAACAGAGCCAGUUCUAGGCACAAGUAACUAAACAAGUAAUCAGGAGCCCGUUUUUUGGGGCCCGGCCUGAAUUUUAUAAAAUUUAUGUGAACUUUAGCUCACACACAUUUGUAAUGACUCGUCAUUGUGUUACCAUCCAAUAAAUUGAUAUUGCAGUAAA
Molecule: messenger RNA, 1362 nt
Organism: Papaver somniferum (opium poppy)
Lineage: Eukaryota; Viridiplantae; Streptophyta; Magnoliopsida; Ranunculales; Papaveraceae
Product: RNA-binding KH domain-containing protein PEPPER-like
Exons: 8
Coding region: 32-1159 (375 amino acids)
Biological process (GO): regulation of gene expression
Cellular component (GO): nucleus; cytoplasm
Molecular function (GO): mRNA binding
Source: RefSeq, a predicted model, not a curated record